Molecule: messenger RNA, 3367 nt
Organism: Planococcus citri (citrus mealybug)
Lineage: Eukaryota; Metazoa; Arthropoda; Insecta; Hemiptera; Pseudococcidae
Product: trehalase-like
Exons: 10
Coding region: 1052-2827 (591 amino acids)
Biological process (GO): trehalose catabolic process
Molecular function (GO): alpha,alpha-trehalase activity
Source: RefSeq, a predicted model, not a curated record
AAAAAUAUCUGUUACAAGAUGGCCAAGCAAACUGGGAACUUGAAAUAUAUAGAAAUCUGCAAUUUUUCUUUAUUCGAGAAUUUAAAAAGUCUGCGACUUUCGUGAGAUACGCAGUCAUCUAUUCAAGAGUUCAUUCAUCAUGCUGCGAUACUCCGAAAGACUGACUCCGUCAACAAUGAUGACUGGGUUAUGAAGAACCAAAAGGUUGUAACGGUUUACCUGGACGUCUUAUCUGUGCGGUCUUCAGUGGGGAACACGAAUGACGAAUCGAGAUAAGAAAAAAAAAUAAUGAAAUUGUUUAUCAACUACCAACUACACGAGUCAGUCACGUUUCGAACCGAUUACCAAGCGAGACGUUUGUUGCGACGGUGCAGAAGCUCGAUAAUAUUUCGCGGUUUAAAUACGUAUUAACGUAACUGGUUUCAAAUAUUUGCGAACUGUUCGUUUUCGAACCAGUUUAUUUAAUUAUCCUCUAGUAUUACAUAUUUUCAAGUUCAUCGUUUUCGUGACAAGUGAUCGCUGACAAGAUCCGUUAAUUAACUAAUAACAGCGAUAGAUUUCGUAUUUAUUUACUGCAUUUCUUCUUCUUUUCUUUCAUGUUUGCAGUUCAUUCGUCGUAAAGUUACAGGUGUGGAAGCAUCUCGGCCACCGCCGAUUGAACCGACGACGCAACGCGACGCGAAGGAAGGAAAUCUACCGCAAAACAAAAAGAAAGAAAACGUUUAAAAUAACCAACACGAAUACGGCUAAUUAGUAAUAAAGGUUAUUAUUAUGAGAGAGAGAGGGAGAAGAAACACGCAUCGACUAAUGACGCGUCGAUGAGCAACGUUGUAUCGGCAUUAUACGAGUAAAACAAUGGUGCUUCAUUAUUCGGCCAAAACUUAGACGACUCCAAUCAAAAAAAAAAAUAUGAUUUUUGUAAUUUACUACGAACGAUGACAAUAAUUUCGCGAGAGUUGGCCUGUACAUUAAACCAGUCGGCGACCGGUUGCGUUUAAAUAGAGCUGCACGCUGCGGCUGACUCGGUCGCAUUAGCAGUUUCGUAGACGAAAUGUACGCCUACGCGGUCCUUUGGUUUAUUAUGUCGAUGGUCGCGCUUGCGACGACCGCUACUUUGCCAUUUCCUGCGCAAAGGUACGCUUUUUCUUUUGCUCAGCCGCCAUACGCCGAUUUUCAAAGAUUUACGAGCACGUGUCCGCAAGAUUGUGAUAGUAAAAUAUUCUGCGAAGGGGAACUGCUACACGAUGUGCAAAUGGCUCGCAUAUAUCCGGACUCGAAAACUUUCGUCGAUAAGAAAUUACUUUUCCCAGAACCGGAGGUGAUUAGCAAGUAUCAAAAGCUGAAGAACGAUACCGGUACACCGAGCGUACAACAGUUGAAAAAAUUCAUCGACGAUAAUUUCGAGGACGAUCACAUAGACGUAUGGUUACCUCCGGACUUUAAAGACGAGCCCAGCAUAGUGAACAAUAUCGAAGACGAAGUAUUCAAGAGAUGGAUUAUCGAUAUCAAUAAAAUAUGGAAACAGUUGGGUAUGAAAGUUUCAGACGACGUGAAACUAAAUCCAGAACUGCAUUCUAUGCUGUAUAUGCCAAAUGGUUUCAUCAAGGCUGGUGGCAGAUUCCGCGAAAUGUACUAUUGGGAUUCGUACUGGAUAUUACGCGGUUUAUUGCUGUCCGAUAUGGUGGACACGGCUCGAGGUAUAGUCGAAAAUAUAAUCUGGCUAGUCAAAUUAUACGGACACAUGCCAAACGGAAGCCGGAAGUAUUACUUACAAAGAUCUCAGCCCCCAUUACUAAUACAGAUGGCAGCUACUUAUCAUUCGUGGACUAAAGACGAUAAUUUCAUUAAAACUAAUAUAAAGUAUUUAGAUAACGAAUUUCAAUGGUGGUAUCAAAAUCGCAUGGUGGACGUAAUCAAAGAUGGUAAAACUUACAAAAUGGCCAGAUACAAUGCGUCCAGCUGUACACCGCGGCCGGAAUCGUAUUACGAAGAUUACGUUCUAUCGAUGAAUUUAAGCACUAGUAAUGAGAAAAAAAGACUGUUCACUGGGAUCAAAUCAGCAGCCGAAUCCGGAUGGGAUUUUUCUAGUCGACAUAUCAGAGGUCCAGAUGACACGAAUCAAGGUUCGUUGUUGGAUAUGGACACGCCGAAUAUAAUAUUUGUAGAUUUGAAUUGUAUUUUACACGCUAACGCGGUCGUACUCAGCGAAUGGUACAGGUACUUUGGCAACGAAGUCAGAUCUCAAUACUACAAGAAUAUUGCCAACAAAUUAUUCAACGCCAUUGAAAAUGUUUUAUGGAACGAAGAAGUUGGUAUGUGGUUAGAUUGGGACAGACAGUUGCAGAAGAGUCGGAAUUAUUUUUACGCCAGUAAUCUAACGCCAUUAUGGACCGGAUCGUAUUCGAAAAAGUCAUCUUACGUGGAUAAAGCGAUUAUUUAUCUACUAACCCAAGGAAUCAUAAAAUUUGACUUCUCGCCAGUGUACUACGGUGUACCAACAUCGAAAGAAAACACUACUCAGCAAUGGGACUACCCGAACUGCUGGGCGCCUUUGCAAGCGAUCGUAAUCCAAGGCCUGGAAAGGACGAAACAUCCGAUCGCGAGAUACGUAGCUUUCAAAAUGGCUCAAAAUUGGGUGAAAACUUUAUACACCGGAUUUUCAUUACACGGUUUCAUGUACGAAAAAUACAGCGCAAUAGAACUAGGUGUAACCGGAGCUGGUGGCGAAUACAAUCCGCAGACCGGUUUCGGAUGGACGAACGGAUUCCUAAUGGAAAUAUUCAAUACGUGGGGUAAAUUCUUGAAAGCAAACGAAAUCGUAUCGUAAGCAGACGCGUCGCGUCGCGUCGCAAAUUUAUCGAUGGAAAAAUUUUAUUCGACCGUCGACGUGAACCUUGUUUACCUACUCGUAUGUACCUACUUUCGCAGUCAAGUUCCUAUACUGAAAAAUGUAUCUUACGUGAGACUGCCUUUAUACCAUAUUCAAAAUAUUUACUGUGAUUUGUAGAAAAAAAUUUACUCUCAGAGUCGAUUGUAUAUUUUGUAAUUCCAUCUUUAGAAUAGCUACCUACCUACUUUUUUUGUUUCCUAUACGUUUUGUCAUUUUAAGAGUUUUCUCAUUACUUAUCGUGUAUAACUUAAUUCACAUUUAUCUACAUUCUACAUAUAUUUGUACCUUACUCUGUAUUAUAUAUAGUAGGUACCAAUUCCGACGGAAAUAUUUUUGUAUUUUUUUCCGCCAAAAAUUUGAUUAAACGACAAAGUUGUACGUUGUACCUAAUCUAUACCUACAUCACGUCCAGAUUUAUUUCGAUUUAAAUGAGAUUCAUGUAUUAGGUAAAUAUAACGACUUAAUGACGGAUGUAAA